Molecule: messenger RNA, 4677 nt
Organism: Exaiptasia diaphana
Lineage: Eukaryota; Metazoa; Cnidaria; Anthozoa; Actiniaria; Aiptasiidae
Product: protein Hook homolog
Exons: 32
Coding region: 110-2179 (689 amino acids)
Biological process (GO): cytoplasmic microtubule organization; cytoskeleton-dependent intracellular transport
Cellular component (GO): cytoplasm; centrosome
Molecular function (GO): dynein light intermediate chain binding; microtubule binding
Source: RefSeq, a predicted model, not a curated record
UAAACCAAGACGCGGUCUUCCGAAGACAGCCAUUAUCCGUUGUAAAUAGCACUGUAAAAUCGCCCUUAAAAUCUGAAUUAAUUGAAUUUCACUGAGCACAUCUUAUACUAUGGAAGACGAAGUGACAACGUACGAUUGCUUGCUGAAGUGGCUUAAUACCUUCGAAAAAAUACAAUCACCACACGCWACAGCAGAGGAUCUUUCCGAUGGAGUAGCAUUAUGCGAAUGCUUGGCUGAAAUCGCUCCUGAUUGGUUUGACGAUGAAUGGAUGUCUAAAAUCCGCAAAGAUAUUGGCGACAACAAAAGACUUAGAUUGAGUAAUCUCAAGAAGUUGAUUAAAGGAAUCCAAGAUUAUUAUUCAGAGGUUCUCAGCAUGGACAUCUCAGGUUUUCCUAUGCCAGAUGUCAACAUUCUUGCUGAUACAGCUAACAAAGCUGAACUAGGAAGGCUGUUACAGUUAAUCUUGGGAUGCGCAGUCAAUUGUGAAGACAAACAAGAAUACAUACAAGUCAUUAUGUCUCUAGAGGAAAGUGUUCAGCAUGCAGUAAUGAAUGCCAUACAAGAGCUAAUAUCAGCAAGAGAAGCAUCUGGAGUCAGUAGUGAAAUAUUUAAAGAACUAGAAAUACAGCAUAAAAGAACUCUGGAUCAGUUAGCAAUGGCCAUGGCUGAAAAAGAAGAAUUGUCACAGCGUUGUCAUGAGCUGGACGAACAGAUAACAUUCUUGAGAGARUCAGAAUCCAAUCUUACUUUUGAAAAUGAACGGCUUAAAGGUCAAAUUAGUCAGUCAGACUUUAAAGYUGACAGAGAAGAUGAAGGAUAUCCAAGUAAAAAGAUAAAUCAAUUAAAGCAGCAAGUUGAUGAUUUAAAAGAGGAGAACUUUCUAUUAGAGACUGCUAGAGAUGACUUUAAAAUCAAAUAUGAACAACUUGAGAAAGAUAUGGAAAUAUUGAAUGAAAGGAAUGAACAACUACAAGGACUUGCAGAGGAAUCACAGCAGUUGAAAGAUGAGAUGGAUGUCUUACGACAUAUGCAGGAAAAAGUGUCGAAGUAUGAAUCUACCAUUGAUAUGUACAAAAAGAAACUUGAGGAAUUGUCUGACAUGAGAAAGCAAAUGAAAGCUCUUGAGGAGAAAAAYAUGACAUACAUGCAGGAAACAAUGAACUUGGAAGAGGAUCUAAGAAAAGCCAAUCUCUUGAAAACACAGCUUGAUACGUACAAAAAACAGGUUCACCAAUUACAAGUACAAGUCACUAAAAAAAAAAGACGGACAGACAGGAAAAAAAAAAAGGAACAGAUUGAGGAACUGGAACUGAGCCAGGCGAAAGGGUCAUUAUCAAUGACACCCACAUCUCCACCACGUUCUGAUGUAUUUUCUGAUAUUGCCGAACUGUCCGUUCCUCCUGAAGUAAAAGAAAAGAUUGUAAGACUUGAACACGAGAAUAAGAAAUUAAAAGCGCACAAAAAAGAUGAACAAGACGAACAGACUCAACUUCUUCAAAGUCUACUCAACGAUGCUAAYGAGAGAAAAGAUCAACUUGAAAAGGAAAACAGGUCUUUGAAUCAACGUAUCAUGGAGUUUGAAAGUGAGAUGGAUGAUCUUCGAAACCAACAGAAGGCUAACUCGAGUGAGCAGGAUUCAGAUUUGGACAAGAAAUACAARGAACAUUUAGAGAAGUUAAAAGAAGCAAACGAACAGUUACAGCAAAGGAAAGCAUAUAUUGAUAGUCUUGAGCCCAAGGUAUCCAGCAGCGCUGAAAAAGUAAAAGAAAUGGAAGAAAUGCUGUCCCAGAAAGAUAAUGAAAUGAAAGCCAUGGAAGAAAGAUACAAACGCUACCUGGAAAAAGCUAAAAGUGUUAUUAAAACUUUGGAUCCAAAGCAAAGUCCAUCUACAAACACUGAGAUAACAACGUUACGAAAUCAAGUGCAAGAGAAGGAUAAACUAAUUGAUCACUUGGAGAGAGAUCAUGAAAAAAUGAGGAUUACCCGAGAAAGAGAAGAAAAACUUAUUGUUAGUGCUUGGUAUGAAAUGGGUAUGCAACUACACCGKAAAGCUUCUGAAGACAGACUUCUGGGAAGUACUGGGGGUAUGUCRUUCCUCGCACGACAGAGACAAGCAUCGAGUCGAAGAUCUACACCAAACAGAACGCAAACCAACGCCGUUACAGCAAGAGACACAUGACAUCACAGAAAUACCACAGUAUAUCUCCAUCGACAGAAUAAAGAACGCUCUCAUAUCUACGCUGCUGUCGUCUAGUAUCCCUGGUGAUGUAAAGCGCUAUUCUGAUAGGAGGUCUUACACAUGAAAUACCUGUCACGUGACCAGAUGAUCUUUCUUAGUWAUCUUAAUUUAUUUAAAAUGUAUAAAUUUAAUGUCAAUCUAGUAUUUCAGUCUGCGAAAUACUCUUUCAUGUGACCGUAUCUGCUUAGUCCCUUCCACACGAAGACGGUUGUAAACUAAAACGCUAUUUACGAGCGUUAAACGUAUAUGUUGCGUUUACGUCCGAAUAUGUUUUGUUGUAAGUGUCAUAUUUAAGGUUACAUGUGCAUUCUACGAUUUACAGUGCACACUGGAACGUGUAUGAAACGGUCAUUUUUGGUAACGUUCUGGCCAUGUUCAUGCUGAUAUCCAUGUUCAUGCUGAUAUACCAUUAACAGCGCCAUGUAUGGUCAAGGCAACAGUCACGUGACAGUUGUUUCUGAUGUUUGAUUUAUUCAAUUUAUGCCUAUUUAGAAACRGUGGUAACAUUUUUAUGGUAGAUCUACUGGCCACAGCGUCCGUACGAGCAAACUUUGUAAAAUUCCAGUCAGUAUAGACAAUGGUUUAGUUACGUUUUCGUAAGAAUCGCAAUACGUAAACUUUCAGUAAGUGUAAACAAUGGUUUACUCGCAGAGCGUUUCCGUAAGGAUAAUACCUAAACUUUSAGUCAGUAUAAACGAUGUUUUAUACGCAACGUUUUCGUAAGGAUAACACGUGCAAUCGCUCCGUAAGAAGCGGCCAUUAAUACAGCUAUUUCAAAAAAAGUUGGUCGAAAAGAAUUGAGCAUACGCGGCCGAAAGGAAAUGUGGGUACUCAGUUUUGUACGGCAGUAUACUCUCAUCUUGAGCUAACUCAAUACUCCAUAUUCGAAUUAAAAAGCGAAUCAUCGCUGUUUUAUUUGACUUACCAAACACAAUUUUAAUAACGACAUUUUCUCGUGCUUUCUUUUGUGUCUGGUAACAUAACGUCUUUGCGCAAGAGAAUAUGCUGUCAAAUAAAGCAGCGAUUUUUCGCUUUUAUCGAAAAUUGAGUUAAAUCAUCAUGGUCGUGCAUUCGAUUUUCAUCAAUCAUUUUGAAGUAACAAUUUGUGCUUUUGCCGCUUAUGCAUCUAAUUCUAACCUUCGCUUUCCUUGUAUCAUAAGUGAUGAUAAAUUGAAUUAUUGAAAUUCCCAAUAAAUUUUUAACUUAAUUAUUAUAAUUGUUGAUGUUUUACAAGUAUUUAAGAGGUUUGCUAACGGGAAUAUUUUAAGAGAGGGGAAAAGAUCGUUUGAAUGACAGUUUCUAUGUGAAACUUUAAAAUGAGUGAAAAAUUUGCUCAAAUAGUUGUACCGAGUCUACAAAUUUCAGUUCUGCGCACUAAGUCAACGUUGAUCCAUCCCACAAUUCCCCAGUUGUCGAAAAUAAUUUCAAAAUGGUGGCGAAGGAAGAUCUUCAUUACUCUUUUUAGGGUGAUUUGUUUAGCAUUCAUGGUCGGUAUGUAUAUUCGGAAUUCAUUCGUAAGAUGAAGGUUUUUGUUGGAUAAUAUGUAUCUGUUCGCCUGUUGGAAUUCGUUCUCUGUAAAGAACUUCUUAACUCGUGUUUGCGAGUAUACUACUCCGUACGACUUGGUCGUAGAACCGAAUCUUUCUCAUUUAUCGAAAUUAUGUCCUAUCGAUCGUACCUGCCACUUAGGGCUGUCAAGAGGUGUUUCCAUCGGUCAAUAUUAUCAAGAUUUUUACAUUAGUGAAACAAACCAUUCAGUCUGAUAAAGUUUUUUAUCUAUAUUAUUUGCUAUUCUUAUUAUGCCUACAUAAAUAAAACGUUAUAAUUGAAGCUAUUAAACUGUUAAUUCUAUUUGCUAAGUGCUUUAUUCGAUUCUAAUUUAUAUUGGACCUUUUCGCUGCACGCACAAGAAAGCACUACUGGUAAUUUUGGUCAUGAAGACAGCAGCAGUUAUAUGUGUUAUUGCCAUUGUUGCACUAUUGGGACUGAAAACAGAUGUAGAAGCGCAGGAAAUAGGAAUGAAGCGCGUGGGUACGUGUGGCACCGAGGAGGAAGGCAAGACGUUGAUUCCGAGGAGGGCUGAUAAUGGCUGCGGACGAUGUCUCUGUCAGGGGGGUCUGGUCUACUGUAAAACCUGCUAAAAACUUUUAAAAAUUAAAGUUAGAACUUUGGUGUGAAAAUUACUAGUGAUAGUAAUUAUUUUUACAAUUUUCUAAUUUCUAAUCGUUUCCAAGUAAAAAUGCAUUUUGUCUCUAUGGUGUUGGUUUCACUUCAUAAAAAGAUUAAACCGUUUCCAAUAAUCUUAAAACAAACAUAGCAUAUUUAUUAUUUAAUUUGUGUUGAUUAUUUUACUGGUUUGUUGGUAUUGCUACUCAAAUAGUAAUUAURAUAAUGUAAACUUGUUAACAAAUGAAAAUUAAAUGAAGAUUUGGAAUAAA